AUGGGCGACCCUGAGUGUAUGCGCCCCAUGGGUGCUGCAUGGAGAUUGAACCGACGCGAAUAUUUGACGCAAGAUAAGGAGAAGUGCAGCAUCCAAGUGAUAGAAAAGCCUACAACCACACCGCAGCCAUUACUCCAACGUAAAAUGGAAUGUGUUUAUGCGAGUCACCCACACAAGUACCGUGCACCACUGAAGUGUUCCAGAGAGAAGUUGUCACCAGUACAGCUGAAUUCCUUAACCCUUGGGCCUGGUUUCUGUUUUGCAUAG
Molecule: messenger RNA, 267 nt
Organism: Ostertagia ostertagi
Lineage: Eukaryota; Metazoa; Nematoda; Chromadorea; Rhabditida; Trichostrongylidae
Source: the annotation of a GenBank genome assembly